ACGGUGCAUGGUUGUGUGUCACAUUCCAGGCAUGCAGGUGACGGGCGGUGGGGCGUGCAGGUGUGCCUGAUUCGUGGUGACCCUUGCGCCCCUCACUCGCCACCCACACCAGACACUCACCCUCGCCAUCCCGGGGCCUGCUGCUGAACAUGGCGCCGGACAAGGACCGAGAGGCGGUGCUCAGGGAGCGGGAAAAUGUUCGUGUUGUGGUGCGAGUGCGGCCGCUGAGUGAGAAGGAAUCCCAGGCUGGUUUCCAGAGCAUUGUGGAGAGUGAUGAUCUGAACUGUUCAGUGCUGGUGACCAAUCCGGCGGCUCAGGAUGGAGAGCCGCCUAAAGUAUUUACUUUUGACUCAGUGUUUGGCCAAAACUCCAAACAGAUGGAUGUGUACAACCUUGCUGCACGUCCCAUUGUGGAGAAUGUCCUGGAGGGGUACAAUGGCACCAUCUUUGCCUAUGGACAGACAGGGACAGGCAAGACCUUCACCAUGGAGGGGGUCAGGACUGUGCCAGAACUCAAGGGCAUCAUACCAAACUCCUUUGCACACAUCUUUGGCCACAUUGCUAAAGCUGAGGAAGGGAAAAAAUUCCUGGUGCGAGUGUCAUACCUGGAGAUCUACAAUGAGGAGGUGCGUGACCUUCUCCGCCAGGACCAGUCAGUGCGCCUUGAGGUGAAGGAGCGACCUGACGUGGGGGUGUAUGUGAAGGACCUCCUGACCCACGUAGUGCACAAUGCUGGGGAGAUGGACCGGAUCAUGACCCUCGGGAAUAAGAACCGAGCUGUUGGGGCCACCAACAUGAACACACACAGCUCCCGCUCCCAUGCCAUCUUCACCAUUACCAUCGAGUGUGCUGAACGGGGUAUUGAUGGACAACAGCACUGGAGGGUCGGGAAGCUGCAUCUUGUGGACCUGGCAGGUUCAGAGAGGCAGAGCAAGACAGGUGCAACAGGCCAGAGGCUGAAGGAGGCCAGCAAGAUCAACCUGUCUCUCUCCACGCUGGGCAAUGUCAUCUCAGCACUGGUGGAUGGACGCUCCACACACAUUCCUUACCGCAAUUCAAAGCUCACCAGACUACUGCAGGACUCUCUUGGAGGCAACUCUAAGACUGUCAUGUGUGCCAACAUUGGACCUGCAAAUUAUAACUAUGACGAGACCAUCAGCACACUCAGGUACGCCAACCGGGCCAAGAACAUUUGUAAUAAGGCCAAGAUCAAUGAGGACCCCAAGGAUGCCCUUCUUCGCAAACUCCAGGAUGAAAUCAAAAGUCUGCGUGACCAACUGCAAGAUGAGGAUGCUUCAGAGGAAUCGGAAGAUGAGGAACAGGAAGGUGAAGAGAAGCCAAAGAAGAAAAAGAAGAAAUUAAAAGAGGAAGAGGUGGCAAUCAUUAAAAAGAAGAUUGAGGAGGAGAGGAAGAUGCUGGCUGAGAGGAAGGACUUGGAAGAGGAGGAGAGGAAUAAAGUGAAGAGUGAUCUUGAUAGGCAUGAGAAGGAAGUUAAGAAGGCACUAAAGGAGCAGGAGGCCCUCAAGCAGCGUCUACAGGGACUAGAACGCAAGAUCUUGGUAGGUGGUGAGAACCUCUUGGAGAAGGCAGAGGAGCAGGAGCGACUUCUGGAAGAAUCUGCCAAGGAACUAGAGGAGAGGCGGAAACAUGAGGAACAGUUGCGUCGUGCCAUCACACAGAAGGAGGCUGAGAGAAUUGACCUGGAGGAAAGGUACACCAGUCUUCAGGAGGAGGCAGCUGGUAAAACACGUAAGCUGAAGAAGGUGUGGACACUGUUGAUGGCAGCCAAGUCAGAGCUAGGGGACAUGCAGGCAGAACACCAGCGGGAGAUGGAGGCGCUGCUGGAGUCCGUGAGGCAUCUUUCCCGAGAACACAAACUGCACCAGCUCAUCAUUGACUCUUUCAUUCCUUUUGAGUACCAGGAGAUGAUAGAGCGUUAUGUCCACUGGAAUGAAGACAUCGGGGAGUGGCAGCUGAAGUGUGUGGCUUACACUGGAAACAACAUGAGGAAGCAGCUGGAUGCAGGAGACAACGAAAAAGAGAAUUUGAACCAAGAAAGUGAGAUGUGGCAGGUGUACAAGACCUACAGCCCUGAGGUGUACACACGACCACCAGCUGCUAUUCCAGCUCCCAAACCUCGCAGGAAGAAGUCUGGCAUCCCUCGGCCCAAGCACAGCAGGUCAGCCAAGAAGGGAGACAAAAUAUAGACUCCUCCUCCUGCCACCCACAGGAGGGGAAGGUAAGGCUUGUGGUUCUGGUGAAUCUGUCAUAGUGAAGGUGAAGGUGCCAAGGCCUCUAUCUGCAGGUGUACAAAGCAGGGCAGGGACCAGCAUGGACCUCUGAAGUGACAGCUUUAUCUGCUUGUGUCUUUAGGCCAUGAUGUGAAGGGGAAUCUCAUCAUUAUAUUGUAUUUAUUACUAGUAGAUUUAUAUGUUGUAUAUAAUUUUGGGUUCCUUUCUGAUACACAUAUACACACAAGCACACACACUCAUCUUCAUCUGUUACUUGGAAGGCUAAGAUUUGCUCCCCUUCCCAGCUAAGUUUGGUAUGUGUUAUCAUUGAUGAGUGAGCAGUUACUGUCCUUGAAUAAGAAGAUGAAGUGUGUGGUGAGUGAUCACAGCAUUACCCAUAGAUCAAAGUGUAUAUAUGAGCUCUAAGCUCUUAGCUGGAGAGUAUAACUGUGAUCAAGUCUGUUGCUUGAUCUGAAAGAUCAUGGGGAAUUAAGCACACACACACUCACACUCAGAAAUUAGUAUAUGAGACACUACAAUGGCAACUUUGAUGUAUGUUGAAAAGAUGUUUAUUGGCUGUAUUGGAGGAAGUUCUCUGCUUUCUGUUGUUGUCAUCUUUGAUGUCUUUGUGGUGGAAGAGUCAAAACACUGGUGACAUGCAUUCCUUGAGGACCCAAGCAUCUCACUGGCAUCCUAAAGCCUAUAGUUAAUUUAGACAAAGUUCACGUCAGUUUUUUUUUCUAUGGUUAUUCUUGUGAUAUCAUCUUCUACAGAAAACAUUUGUAUGUAGAGCAUUUAAAGGCUUUCCUCUCAACUGAUCCAUUAACAAAACAUGGGUACAUAUUAAGUCUUGAAACACAAGAAAAGGUACAGUUUUCACCCCAGUGGAUACGCAAGCUAUGAGGCAUAGAUGAGGUGUGGUGCUUGUUGUGGAGUCUCACAGCAGUGUUCAAGAUCUUCAUAUACCCACUGGAAAGAACUAAAACAAAGGCAGCAUUCCACAGUUCCCUGCAUCUUGUCACGUCCAGGUGUGCCUCAAGAGCUGUGGUGUAGCAAGGGUGACAGGCUGGGGUGUAGCCAGUGUCACAAAUUAGUGCUUAGAGUUGUAACAGAUUGGUGCAAUGGAAGACUUUCAAUCUAUUAUGUAUGGUAAUUAGUUAUAUUAAGGCGAGGUGACGGUAGUUACUUAAGAAGUGACAUUCACUUACUUCAGAUUCUUAUGAGCUUUUAUAACUUGUGUAUAAAAUCACCAAGUUUCAUUGAGAUACAAUCAUUAUUUUGAGGGAAAAAAUAGAUAAUAAUGGCAUUCCUUGCAAAAUCUCUUCUUUUUCUAAUCCAUUUGCCUUGAAUACUGGUAGCAGAUAUGAUAGACAUGAGUUUUCUUUUUUUAUUGCUGCAGAUUUUAGUUAUUAUGUUCCAUAAGCAAAAAAGGAUGAAAAUAUUGGUGACAUUGGUUAAUUUUCCUCAAAAGAAAAAAAUAACGGAAUCGUGCCUGCCUUUAAAACUUGGCCAACAAUGAAAGAUCUCACUCCUCUCCACUUUCCAAGGAUACCUUUGUAUCUAUGGUCACUUGAAAACAGUGGAAAAAUUUCCCUCCAAAUGUCAAUAGGUUUGGUUUUGAGAUAUAAGUUGUUUUGUGAUGGAGUGGUUAUUUUGAUGCUUGUUGGCCUUAUGUAACAUGACUUCAAUCAUAUUGUGGUGAAAAAGAAAGCAAAGAUGUACCAGUAUUUAUCCUAUUAUCAGGUCUGUUUGUCGUCUGGUUCCCUACUAAUUUAUAGGAUAUUUCUCGCUUACAUUGUCCCCAGGUUCUAGAAGCCUCCUCCCUCACUUUUGUGUUCACUUGUGGUCUCUUACUUUUCUUCCCUGAUGGUAGAUUUUUUUUGUUUUUUUUUGACAUUUGAAUGCUCAGUCCAGCAGUUGUGCAGGAGAGAUACCUGAUCCUAAGUGAGUGAGAUAGCCAGCAAUUAAGUAACUAAAAUUAUGGUCUAGAGUUGUCACAGCAGCUACAAAUUUCACUCUCUUGUGUCCACUGUGUUUUGUCCUGCUGUAUCUAUCCCAUAACUUGGUGUGUAGGCUUUUGUUGAAGUUCUUUGUUAUACUUUCUGGCCAUCUCUCAAGCAGCUCUGUUCUUGUAAGAUCAAUGUAAAUCCUCAUAUCUUCCUGCUCAGCAGAAGGUAUGCUAAUGAUAAGUUAAUGGUAAGUUAAUGAUUAUCUUGGUCUCAUCAUCAGUAAUGAAUCUGGCACAAGUGUGAAGUUUUUCUUCAUGUUCCGUAAUACAUUGCAUUGAUGUCAGUAGUUUUGUGAUGGGAUAUGGAUGAAACCCGAGCGACUAACUUCUGAUGGUGUGACGUGAUGGAGAUAGAACAGUCAAAGGCAUCAUAUGACACAUUGGAAGCAUUAUCACUCCAAUAUGUAGCAUGUGUUCUUGAUGCAAGUAUAAAGGUUUUCAGCUGAGAAUGAGAGGAUAUAUUUCUGUUCAUGUAGUAUUGACCUUGUAGCUUUUACUAUAGAGAUGACUUGUGGCAAUGAUGGAAAGUGUUCUAAGGUUGAGGGAACAGACUGAGCUGGUGAGGAGGCAGCUUGUGAGGGGCUAGGUGUGGUAGGAAGGGUGUGCAGCUUUGCAUCAAUGCAUGUAGGUAGCAGGCUAUACUGUCUUCUCUCUUCUUCCUUGUCCUCUUGUUUAUAAUGUCCAUUCUUUCCUUCUGCUGCUGCUUCAGCUUUGACAGAUGUUGACUGUUAGUCUUCUCAGGAACUGGAGGAAUCUUGGAUAACAUUUAAAAUAAAUUUUGAUAAGGAAAAAAAUAAGACAGCAACAUCCCAUUUUUGCAGAAAAUUGGAAUAAUUUUAAAGGUAAAAUGUUACUCACCCAGUAUUGAGUUCUGACUCAAAAAUUUUAUUUCACUUUACCGUCGCCUCCCUUAAUAAUAUCUGAAGUGAUGGAGUGAGGAGUUUUCAAGAUUUUUAAGUAAAGUAUUGAGUUUAAUGCUCAAGACAUUCAGAAUCUAGUCAUUCAUGUAGUCAGGUCCAGCAGCUGUAAUCUCAGAUACUUAUGUUACAUUUAGUUGAAUUAUGUUAAUUCACUGUUGUUGUUCUUUCAGGGACGUUGUUUUGUAAUAUUUCUGAGCUAUUUAAACUAGUGUGAUUUGCCACAAUAAAAGUAUUCUUUGUAUCAUGCUUC
Molecule: messenger RNA, 5409 nt
Organism: Scylla paramamosain (green mud crab)
Lineage: Eukaryota; Metazoa; Arthropoda; Malacostraca; Decapoda; Portunidae
Gene: Klp64D
Product: kinesin-like protein KIF3A
Exons: 12
Coding region: 150-2207 (685 amino acids)
Biological process (GO): spindle elongation; microtubule-based movement; mitotic spindle organization
Cellular component (GO): microtubule associated complex
Molecular function (GO): microtubule motor activity; microtubule binding; ATP binding
Source: RefSeq, a predicted model, not a curated record